This is a messenger RNA of Oncorhynchus mykiss (rainbow trout), 3306 nucleotides long. The record is from RefSeq and is a predicted model, not a curated record. Lineage: Eukaryota; Metazoa; Chordata; Actinopteri; Salmoniformes; Salmonidae.
UCUUCCCAUGAAAGGUGUGUCCUGUUGGAACUGUAAUUUCCAGUAAGCAAUUCGCAACCGCAGCUAUUUCUAUUUGUGUAAAGUGACAAAUGAUUGUUAUCACUAUAUAUCGUAUGAAGACUAUAUACUGAUUUAUAGAUUCAUUGUUUUUUGUUUGUUCUUUUGAAGGAAUGAGUACGUCCUCAAAACUAUAAUAUAUCAUCAUUGUGUGGUCACAACGCUUGGGACUUUGAUAGCUGAUGAUGGUAAGCAGUCUUUUUAACAUAGCCUAUAAACAUGUAAGUAGAUUUAACCACGGUAUUUUUGCCUGAUCAUGAUUAAUAUUUGACAAGCUUUUUGUUUGUUAAUUACUUGUAGCAAUGAGUGACGGAAAUCUUCAAUGCUUCAACGACUAUGACGAAACUAUGGUUUGUCAUUUUAUAACUGACAAGUCUAAGUGUGCUGAAUACAGCAUGACGUUGAAACAAAAUAGAGGCAAAAAUGAUUGUACUUUCAAGGAAAAGGAGAGGUCCAAUGAUGUUUCCAAAUGUGGAUGCUCUAUUGAUCCAAUGCCCCUUAUUUCUGGGGAGGAGUUUAAUGCAACACUUUGGAAUUCUGGGAAGCGCCUAAAUUCCGAAGUCUUCAGUAUCAAUUACACCAUAAAACCCAAAACCCCCACCAUCCAAUAUGUGAAACCAACAAAAAAUGGGAAUUUCCAUAUCAAAUGGAAGACAAACUACCCUGAUAAGAAAGAGUUUUCUAAGAACUUGAUUGCCGAAUUGAGCUACAGAAAGAAAGGAGAAACAGAUGAGGUGUCCAAAAAUGAAUCAACAACUUCCUAUGAAUUACUUGGCAGAGACUUGGAGCCAAACACCAUUUAUGCUCUGAAGGUCAGAACCUAUACUGACUGGAGCGGCCGUUUCAGUGACUGGAGUGAAGAGUUGGAAUUCACUAACCCUGCAUCAUCUCGGAAAGUGCUCCAGAUUGUCAUUGUUUUCAGCUGCAUUGCUGUUAUCAUCAUCACAAGUGCUUUGUUUUGGUGCAGUGUUAGACUCAAAACCAAGUUGUGGGAUAAUAUUCCUCAAUGUUCAAACCCAGACCUUUUGUAUAUGGUUCCAGCAGUACCUAAGGUAUUGUCUCCUCCCAAAAUACUUUUAUCCUCCAUCUAUGUUGAUUCUUCAAAAAUGGACACCGAAGAAAAAACAUGGACAAACCCCGCGACAGUAGAUGGGAGCAGUGGAAGAGGCCGUGGCUCAGAGCUUGACUCAUCGUCUUCCCUGGGUCAUGCCCACACAUGUUCCACGAGCCCGGAGCCUAGUAAUGUGCAGAUCAUUAGCCAUCUUCAAGAGGCCCUGAGCAAAGUCUUUCCCAGCCUUGUUCCUUUGGAUGGGAAUCCUCAGUCAUUGCUCUUAGCCCCUCCUAUGACAGAUGAUGGUACAGAAAUGAACUGCCCUGAGUCAAAUCGAGACAUUGGUGUGUGUUCAUCUGACUACAAUCCUCUUCAUUUCAUGAGUGAGUCUGGAGGCUCUUGUUACAACAAUAAUACCUACUCCCCCUCAGUGCCCAUCAACUCCCUUCAAGAGUUAACACCAAGCAAGACGUCCUCAUUUCCUCUGCUCUUUUGUAACUCCUCCUACUAUUUUGGUGAGGCUGAAGGGUUGAGAAAUGGCCAUCCACAGCUGUUUCUUGGUACUGGUCAACAAGACCUUAACUUGUCCACUAACUGUGAACCCCUCUUGCAAACCGACAAUUCAUUUCACCCGUGUGAUGGCGCCAGUGAUGAUUCAGAGACUACCACGUCAUCAGAGGACACCAGUCUGAUCUACGGUUCUAACGUGUCCGAUGUUAUCAGUGUCGUUGCUGGAUAUCAGAGCUUCAGUGAGGCGGUUGGUAAGGACAGUGAGAGAGGAACUGAUGCCUUCAUAGAUGUGACACUGCCACUUAAGGGUUUCCAGGAUGUGGACAGAGAGCCUCUGAUUUACGAUGUGGAUCCAUGUUACCACAGCCUGCCUGACCCUGGAUGCAGCCUCCCCCCGAGUGAUGGCAAUUAUCAGGCUUUACAGAGCCUGGGACAAAAUUGCCCAGAUCAGUGGGUUUCAGACAAACUGCUGAACAAGUGUUUGGAGACUGAGAUCCAUCAAAGCUCCAUGGGGAACAUGCCUCUAAAUGUCAUACCCAACUCACAGGGAGGACAAUGUCAGAUACCUGGAAGUCCCUUUUUUACUGCUUUCUGUUCAGACCAAGCAAUGCAAAUAGACAAUGACAGCUCUUAUCAUUGUGUGUGAUUGGCCGGUAGAUACGGUAGACACUUUUGCAGUUCACAAUUUAUUUUAUUUUGGGGACUUAAGCUCAUAUAUAUAUAUAUAUAUAUAUAUAUAUAUAUAUAUGUUUUUCUAUUUUAUACAAACUGUUUGAAUACCUUUCUGCCAUGAAAAUGCUGUAGUCUCAAGUUCAGAAAUGUUCCACUUUUUGGAUGUACUGCUUCUGUAAAUAAACAUUUGUGUGUGGGAAACUGCAACAGUUAAUUGUUGAAGAGAUACAACAUGACUUGUCUUUGCCUCAUCUGUCUGAAACAUGUUGUUCAUCAUCUGGGAUGGAAAAAAAUAAGGAUGUGUACUUCAGUUGAAAUACUGAGCAAUAACAUCUAGAUUACACAUCAAGGUCGUCAAACUAGUCUCCAGCCUCUAAAAGUUACUUCUCUUCUAAUGGCUUCCCAAAAUAGUCAAAUAGUCAGACAGUUUCAUUGCAUCUGAUGCUUGAUAGACAAAAUAGUGUUAACAGUACAACCCUCAAGCAUGAGGUUGAAUUUCUGAAGAAAAAAGUGGUAGGCCUAGUUCCUUAUUGCAUUGUUUCUUGAAACAAGUACAUUGCAGCUUCCAUGGAAAUACACACCCACAAAGUAGAGCCAGCCCCUGAUGUCAUAGAUGUGUUGCGAAUCAGCUUAAACAAAAAAUUGGCUUUGUUUAGGGUUAUUUUCUGAGGAUGAAGUUCAUGUUUUGUAGUGUUUAUUGUAGAAAACAAACACUUUUUUCCCUUCAAAGCUCUUUGCUUAACUGGCGAAGCUUGAAUAAAGACUACCUGACUAGUGACACACAUAGCGAUGGUUUAUCAUGCAGAAAAUUGUGAGGCGUUUGCCAGUUUAACCAUCAAUAAUAUUAUACGGUUGCAAUGACUGAGGCAUUCAGCAUAAUUUCUUUCACAGUAUUGUGGUGGUUUUGUGACAGGAUGUUUUUGAACGAAGGCCAACAUAGAAGUGUGGAGACACAGGAGGGGAUUGUGUAAGGCCAUUUUCAGAGCCACAGGUCUGCUAUGCCAACUUGUCAUAUA